GCAAUCCAUCCCCUCGAAAAGGCAAAUCAAAAGCUUGUGUGAUCAAAAUAGCAACACAGAAAAGAAACAACAAUCCAUCUUCAUCUUCCCCACAAACAAACCCACUGCAAUCACACACACACAAAGCGAAAGAUGCUGUUCCAGGUGGGAGGUCAAGGGAGUCAUCCCACCUUCUUCGAGAUGUCCGCCGCUCAACAGCUUCCUUCCAGUCUCCGUGCCGCUCUCACCUACUCCAUCGGUGUAUUAGCUCUAAGAAGACCUUUCCUCCACAAAGUAUUGGAUUAUGAAGACGAAUUCUUCGCUGCCCUAACCCUAAUUCUCGAAACACAUAGCUUACGCACCACAGAUGCAUCUUUUGCAGAGACUUUAUAUGGCUUAAGAAGGAGAGCAGUUAAUGUUCAUGUGAAAAAGGAUGACCUUCAUAUGGAACCAGGAAGUAGAAUUCAACAUUCUGGAAUAAGGAAACGUCAAAAGCUUCUCUCGGUUGUCUUUCUGGUUGUGUUACCGUAUUUCAAGUCAAAGUUGCAUGCGAUCUAUAACAGAGAAAGAGAAGCUGCUCUUCAAGCUAGUCUUUGGGGAAAUGUUAAUGAACGGUUUGAUGAAAGUGACAAUUUUGGUGAUGCAAGCAGUUCAUUUGCUUCAACUAGUGGGUUGGAUACAGAUUUGUCGGUUAGAACACGCUUCAGGAAAAGAAUGAAUAAGAUUGUAGCUACUUGCUACCCUUGGUUGCAUGCUGGAACCGAAGGAUUAGCGUUUGCUUACCAGCUGCUAUACCUUUUGGAUGCUACCGGAUUCUACUCUCCGGGAUUACACGCACUUGGACUUCAAGUUUGUCGGGCUACAGGACAAGAGCUGAUGGAUACUUCAUCAAGAAUUUCCAAAAUAAGAAGUAACGAACGUGAAAGACUACGUGGCCCUCCUUGGUUAAAGGCAGUACAAGGAGCGUUGCUAACUUGCGCUUAUGCAGUUCUGGACUAUGCACAAACUGGUCUGAUAGCUGCAGUGUUCGGUUUCAAGAUGAUGGAAUGGUGGUACCAAUCUGCUGAGGAGAGAAUGUCGGCUCCAACGGUGUAUCCUCCCCCACCUCCUCCUCCUCCACCAAAGGUGGCUAAGGAGGGCAUCCCUCUGCCGCCUGAUAGGACAUUAUGUCCUCUAUGUUCUCAGAAGCGGGCAAAUCCAUCGGCAGUUACGGUUUCUGGGUUCGUGUUUUGUUAUGCUUGCAUAUUCAAGUAUGUUUCACAGUAUAACCGCUGCCCGGUUACAUUGGUUCCUGCAAACGUGGACCAGAUUAGGAGGCUAUUUCAUGACCUGUAGAAGCAGCUUCUGGUCAGAUACAAUGGGAGAUUGACUUAUGGGUUUGCCAUACAAAUUUGAUCAUACAUGUUGAAUUAAGAUGUUAUGAGUUCAUUGUUGUAGACCAAUGAUAAAGCAAGUGAAUCAAGCCUCAUUUUCUUUGUAAAUAAUUCAGAUUAAUGGCGUUAUAUGCUUCUAGUAAUUACAGUAUUAAUGAUUGUUGUGAGCUCAUGAUGUUACAAGUUACAUCUUGAGUACUCUA
Molecule: messenger RNA, 1555 nt
Organism: Helianthus annuus (common sunflower)
Lineage: Eukaryota; Viridiplantae; Streptophyta; Magnoliopsida; Asterales; Asteraceae
Product: peroxisome biogenesis protein 12
Exons: 10
Coding region: 133-1314 (393 amino acids)
Biological process (GO): protein import into peroxisome matrix; protein monoubiquitination
Cellular component (GO): peroxisomal membrane; peroxisomal importomer complex
Molecular function (GO): zinc ion binding; protein binding; ubiquitin-protein transferase activity
Source: RefSeq, a predicted model, not a curated record